Molecule: messenger RNA, 546 nt
Organism: Gongylonema pulchrum
Lineage: Eukaryota; Metazoa; Nematoda; Chromadorea; Rhabditida; Gongylonematidae
Source: the annotation of a GenBank genome assembly
AUGGCAGUAGUGCUAAUUGUUCAUUGGAUGAGCUUUUUUGCAGUUUAUCAACUAAUAACGCGGCGACGUUUUGAGCAAAUGGCAGUGCUGGAGGGCCAAAAUAUACUUGUAACAAUAAGCGGACGAAAGCGGCGGAUACGUGUAUACUAUUUGUCGUGGCUCAAACAGAAAAUCCUUCGAACUGAAGGUGUUAGUGGGGUUGAGCUGGAGAAACGAAAUGGCUGGGUGAAUGUGGGUGAUUUGCAAGGUGCGGUUCAUUUCAAGAUUGUACGAUAUGAGCGGAUCAAAUUCCUCGUGGUCGGCCUUGAAGGUACAAUCGAAAUUUAUGCAUGGGCUCCGAAACCCUAUCAUAAAUUUAUGGCUUUCAAGGUACUUUUUAUUUUUUAUUUUUUGCAUGGAAAUAAUUCGGCACUGGGAAUCCUACUGCUAUUUGUGCAUGAUACAGUAAGAAUGUCUAAGACGUAUAUAUACAUAUAUGUGUGUAUGUUUGUGUGUGUGUUUGUGAGUGUGUGUGUGUGUGUGUGUGUGUGUGUGACAAUGUACUGA